Molecule: messenger RNA, 576 nt
Organism: Knipowitschia caucasica
Lineage: Eukaryota; Metazoa; Chordata; Actinopteri; Gobiiformes; Gobiidae
Source: the annotation of a GenBank genome assembly
AUGGAACCAAACUGUGACCGCUUCAGAUGUGAACAAGCCACAGGCAGCUUCCUCCGGGAGAUGCCUCUCAGUGUGGCCUGGAGGCUGGUCGUGUGUCAGUGCCAGGACUCAGAUGAGACGUGUGGUAGAAUGAGCUCUGUGCUGCACAGUGGCACAUGUGGCACAGAGAGAAGCAGCUGCCUGCACUCAGUCACACAGUGUGCCAGGGGCCGAGGCUGCAGGCAGCGGUUGGGUGUAUUUCAAUCUCGAUGUUGGAGCUCCAUGGAUCCACAGUGUCUGAUGGGGCCUCACACUGAGCAGUGUUUGGGUCAGAUGAAUCCAGCUCUGGUCCUCGGAGCUCGGCCUGAAUGUCAGACAGCCUUUUUGAACACUGUGGGCACCACACUUCUUUACCCUUGCACUUGUGAGGGACUGCAGUCCUCUGACCGUCAAAGAUGUGGCAUGAUUCAGCAGGUCUUCCACAACAGAACGUAUUACAUAAAACAGAAGUUGGACGGUGAUGCUACCACGAAAGCCCCAUCGCAAUCUGAAGCCAGCAAGAUCUCAGCCCGGAUCAGUCUAGUACCAUUACUGUGA